Molecule: messenger RNA, 3326 nt
Organism: Chiloscyllium plagiosum (whitespotted bambooshark)
Lineage: Eukaryota; Metazoa; Chordata; Chondrichthyes; Orectolobiformes; Hemiscylliidae
Gene: tnfsf12
Product: TNF superfamily member 12
Biological process (GO): immune response
Cellular component (GO): membrane
Molecular function (GO): receptor ligand activity; tumor necrosis factor receptor binding
Source: RefSeq, a predicted model, not a curated record
AGCCAAGUUCCUCCGCCAAGUUUAUGUCCUGCCCCGUCCCCGGAGCACCAGUCUGCAGCAGGAUGGGGCAGGUGGGCGUCGGAGGAAUGGCCGGGGUUAGGAGGCUGAGGUGGAAGAUCCGCUUGGCGUUGCUGACAGCUCUAGCGGUCUCUCUGGCUUUUUCCAGCCUGGCUGUGGCUGUCCUGUCCUGGCUCAAGUGUCGCAGUCUGUCCCGGUCUCUGCAAGCCUGGGAGAGUAGCCUUCAGAGACAAGGGGAUGUGUCAAUGUCGUUUGCGAAUGUCCGCUCGGACCUGCCACAGGAAGUGGGGAGUCCCGCAGUGAGGUUGAGCUUCCUGCAGGGGCUGCUGGAGAGCAAGGCAUUGACACGGAUAAGGAGGGAUCGACGGAGAGAUUCUGGGGUCAAAACCAAGCAGCCUAUGGCAGCUCAUUUUGAAGUGAUGCCCAAUAAUGUGGAUGGGACAUACAUCGUUGAGAAGGGUGGGAUCAUCAGGCAGUGGUUAGAAUGCCCACUUGAGACGACCAAAAGUGCAGUGACCUACAACAACAAGACGGCCAGAUUCACCGUACACCGGGAGGGAGUCUACUACAUAUACAGUCAGGUUCAUUGCGAUGACAACACCACAGCCUACUUAAAGCUGGACGUGAUGGUGGACAAAGAAUUGACUUUUCGGUGUGUUCAGGGAUUACCGCCGACCCCUACCUACAGCCAGCAACUGGCUGUGCAUUCUUGCCAAGCGUCUGGAUUAGUUCGGCUCCGGAAGAAGUCCCAGAUCAGUGUUUACAGCAUCGCCGGGGUGCACCUGAAACCCAAAACCUUCACUCACUUCGGGCUCUUCAAGCUGUAAAAGGGGACCAUGUCUGUGUCCGCGUGUCUGUGUGCGCAAGUGUGUGGGGAGACUACUACAUACAGCCUGGCCUUCUUAAACUGAGAGACCGCUGUGUCAAAGAGAGGGAGGGAGAGAGACAGACUUUUCUUGUACCUUUUCUUCCUUUUGACUAGAUCCACCUGCAAUCCUGACAACGGCAGACCACUUGGCGCGAGAAAACACCCAGAGGGUUCUGCGAUUUGCCCCUCCCGUCGUCCGAGAUUAGCUCUUUUCCCUGACUUUCGAGCUCACUCUCUGGACAGCGACACGAAAAGAAAGUGCCAGAGAAACUCAACAGGCUCUACACAGAGAGAGAGAGAGAGAGAGAGAGAGAGAAAGCAUGGGGUUAAUAUCCAACAUGAUUCUUCCCCGAUAUGGGACGAGGACCCUGGCUGCGUGUGCGUGUAGGGCAGUGGGGAGGAUUUGGCUGUGGUGCCCCAUUCAGUCGAAUAGCUGGCUGCCUGAGGGUUGCAAGGCUGCGGCCAACAGGACAGUACCAGGAUCCAUGGCCGCAAAAUGUCACAAGAGUGAAAGUGUGGGGUGUCAGUCUGGAGAGGCUUUUCCAAUCUGUUUCUAAUCUCCAAUUUGAGUUUCUUCAAACAAUUUUCCUUCUUGUAAGAACGCGGGAGACUUGUUUUUGUCUGUUUCAUGAUUGGUUGGCAGGUGGCAGGGUCAGGCCCUUGGCUAUAUUAAGUAUCAGGGGUCAGGGGGCAAAGGUCACCUGUUCAAGUAUCCAGGAAUACCUCCAAGGUCUCAGUUGGAAUGGGAGAGCAAAAAGCACUAUUGAAAGUUAAGAUGUAUGCAUUGUGUAAGUCUUUGAGACAUUACCUGUUGUGUUCUUCCCAGAGCUUCUCUCUUUCAUUUCCCAUUUCUCCCCCAAGUGACCUCUGCUGACAGGAUUGAUAACCAGAGACCGGAGAUUUGAAAUUGGUAGGGAGGGAGUUACGGGAAGGGUUUUCCGUUCGGAGAGAGUUGACAAUCUCCACCUGGGAAAGGGAUAAAGGAUGAUCCCACAAAUAAUUCCAACAGGGUCACAGAUUGAAAGGCAAAGUGAGGAAGCUCUUUUAAAGAGCUGGAGUAUUAUGAUGGGCCAAGUGGCCUUCUGUAGGUUGCAGUGAUUCACUAUUUUCCCUCGUCAUUGCUGUUACUGUCUCCUCAUGGGUUUUUUUUUAUCCCAGCUUCCUGACUCAGUCAGUUCCCUUUCUGGUUUUCGGUUGGGGUAGCCUGCAUCCUGUACUGCGAGUGGAGAAUCGUUUGCACUGCUCCUGUUCCCAAGUGCCUUCAAAAUUGAGAUUGCUGGAAUUAUAGGUAAAGGCCAAUUUCAGUCCGUCAUCUCUCCUGUGUUCACUGACCCCAGUGGCAGCUCUGUAACUGUGACCCUCCAGUGUGAUGGGGGGGAACAUUGGAGCUACUGAGAGACCCGUUGCAGUUAAAUAGUUAAAUUGGCAGGUUUCAGAUUGGAGGUUUCUGAUGGAUUGGCAGCUCAGGAAGGAAAUGGCACCUUUAGGGAUAAAGGAACUUGAAGAUUAACAAAAGCACAACGGUGAAUGUUGUUGCCAAAACAGCCCGUUGUUUUUGGGGAGGGCGAGGUCAGACCCGAUCAGGGCAUUGGACAAAUCACUCCAUCCUGACUCCUCCCCAAAGCCUGUCCCACCAUUGACAAGGAGUGUGAGGGAAUACUCUCCACUUGCCCUGGAUGGGGGCAGCUCCAACAACAUUCUAGAAGCACGACACCAUCCCAGGACAAAGCAGCUCCUGGUUGAUUGGCACCACAUCCACAAACAUCCCCUCCCUCCUCCACCGACGCUUAGGAGUAGCAAUGCGUACCAUCUAUAAGAUGCACUACAGAAAUUCACCAGGGUUUCUCUGACAGCACCUUCAAACCUUCAAGUUCCCCUCUGAGCCACUCCCCAUCCUGACUUGGAAAUAUAUCGGCGGUUCCCUCAGUGUCGCUGGGUCAGAAUCCUGGAGCUCCCUCUCUCACGACACUGUGUGGGGGUCUCUGCACCAUGCAGGACUGCAGCGGUUCAAGAAGGCAGCUGACUCCCACCUUUUCAAAGGGGCAGCUAGGGAAGGGGCAGCAAUGUUCUACCCACAUCACAAUAACAAAUCUACUUAAAAAUUGGUCUUUUAGAGUUGGAAGAGGCAUGGCAGGGGUGAGGGGGGUAACGGAGAAUAACAGGUAUUGGAAAAAGAGGCAAGCGAUACUGGGCGUGCAGGAAUUCAGUGAGCUGCAAACAUUUUUGUUGGCUUAAAUCACUGGGCGGAUUCUGAAAUGAUCUCUGUCAAGCUGCAGAGAGGGAAGUAGAGGAUUAGAAGGAAAACAAUAGCUCUUAAAGAUUCAGGGAGGGCUGGAUGGAGCACUGCACAGCCAAAGACAUCAGGGCUGGGUAAGUUGUUGGAGGGAAUUCCGAGGGACAGGAUUUACAUGUAUUUGGAAGGGUAAGAACUGAUUAGGGA